AUGUGUCAUCUCUGCACCUUCAAUAUCCCCAGGAGAGCUUGCGUCGAGUUGAGCAUACACGAACCUUUACGGGGUGUCGAACUUGCCGGAGCCGUCAUGCAAAGUGCGAUGAAGGGAGACCGGAGUAUUGCGAUGCCUCUGGAGAAGCAACUCGGCGCGGCCCUGAAGUGCCUGAGUACCGGUACACCUUAUUUUCAGGUCGGAUUCAUUUUCGUGUGGUGGUCGUUUCUGCACAUGCUGACGCGGAAGGCUGUGUCCUCAGACUCUGAACGUGAGAUCAUGAGCAGCCAGCUCACAGAUAGCCUUGGCUCAAAGGCAGCCGGGAAAGUGCUAGCCGAAAUUGAUAGGGCGUCCAAAACAUCUGAGCCUAAGAAGCCUUUUAGCAUCUCAAAAGGACCUUUUGGGGUGUUCAAAUGUCUUAAACGAAGAGAAGUCUCUCUAAGUCAGCUAUCACUGUCGCCUAUUACCUCAGAGCAUGAUAUUAGCCUACUUGUCGAUCCUGAAGAUGAAAGUUUUCAAACGGGAACUGACCCACGAGAAGAUUUCGGCAUUGACUGGUCUGAGAACGAACUCGAAGGAUCUAUGCAGUUAUCACUAGACUGCUUAGAUCUCUUGGUUGCCCAGAGUGAUUCUAUCACCGCCUCGGACCCUUUUUUAGCCUUAAUGCCUGGCCUCCAAUCAGAUUUCUCUGUCAACGUCUUGCUAAUGAGUUGGCCGGGGGAUGGAGAAGGUAAUACUUGUGGGAAAGACAGAGAUAUCAUUGCACCUGUCACUAAUGCUAUUGAGACAGACAACCAUUUGGCCACCUCCCAUGCUAAUGUCGCCACUAUUAUGACUAUACCGCCUACAUUAUUAUGCCUCGGAGCUUCUAUUUCACGAACAGAGGUACCUGAACAGGCACAAACGCUGCUUCGCUACUACAAGAGCCACGUGGGCUCUACCAAAAUUUCUGGACAAGGGAAAUUCAAAUCAACUUGGCAACUGUUAUUCCUUCCUUGUGCCUUCGAGACGUUUGCGGAGUUGUUAGUGUUGAAUGAGGCAGGUCAGACCUUUUGGGUCGCGACUAGGUCAAUAGAACGAGCUCGAAUGCAUUUGAAGAAUGCUGUGAAGGUAGAGGUCUACGAUUCUGGAUUAGGUGGAUACAAAGACCUAUUAAUGGCCUUAAUCGCUAUGGCCAUGGGAUCUUUGUGUUAUGGAAGCCGUGACUUACGCGUCUUCUUGCUCGAUGCUGAACGUUUGAUACGAGUGAAAGGGCUUUCUAGCCACAACUCUGAGAUAGUCAGAGUCCUUCAUCACACCUAUACUUAUAUGAGGGUAAUUGCAGAGGCUACUUACCCCUUCUUGGAUUCUGAAAGCGAGUCUGAUCGCAUAAGCUUGCUUGGAGUCGAAGUAAUUUCGGGUAUGCAGAUAUACACCUUGAGUUACAAGACGAUUCAACUCAGCAACGAGAAAGAUCACCUCGAAACUCGCGCACGCAGCAAUCCGAAGCUUGCUAUUGACCUCAAAACCAAUACUAUCUGCGGCCGGCAAAUCGCAGCCCAUCGAUAA
Molecule: messenger RNA, 1548 nt
Organism: Colletotrichum lupini
Lineage: Eukaryota; Fungi; Ascomycota; Sordariomycetes; Glomerellales; Glomerellaceae
Exons: 9
Coding region: 1-1548 (515 amino acids)
Source: RefSeq, a predicted model, not a curated record